Messenger RNA from Funneliformis geosporum, 361 nucleotides. The record is from the annotation of a GenBank genome assembly. NCBI's taxonomy places the organism in Eukaryota, Fungi, Glomeromycota, Glomeromycetes, Glomerales, Glomeraceae.
UAAUUUAGGAUUAUGUAAACCUGUAGAAUAUUUUCAAUCAUCUAAAAGAAAUGAUAUUUAUGGUGUUUUACCAUUUGUUGCACCUGAAGUUUUAAGGGGUCAACCUUAUACUUUAGCUACUCAUGAUUUUCAACUUAGUUUAAAUAUUUGUAAAGGUAAACGACCUAAAGAUAUUGAGAAUGUUCCACAAUGUUAUAUAAAUUUAAUGAAAAGAUGUUGGGAUGAAUGUCAAUCAAAAAGACCAGCUGCAUUUGAAAUUAAAAAAAUUAUUGAAAGUUGGCAUGAAUGUGAUAAAAACAAUAAUAAUGGAGUUAAAAAUAUUGAAGAAUAUACAGAAGUAGGUGAAAUAUUUGCCAUGUAG